Messenger RNA from Psylliodes chrysocephalus, 1167 nucleotides. The record is from the annotation of a GenBank genome assembly. NCBI's taxonomy places the organism in Eukaryota, Metazoa, Arthropoda, Insecta, Coleoptera, Chrysomelidae.
AUGGACGAUGAGAAAUACUUCACAUUUGCUAACCCGGAAAUUCUUGGCCAUAGUGGAUUCUAUACAGAUAAUUUUAAUGACUGUCCUGAUAAUGUGAAAUUUAAAGCGAAGGCAAAGUUUGAGGAUAAAAUCAUGGUGUGGUGUGCAAUUUCAGAAGCAGGCGUUUCUAGACCAUAUGUGGGUAGUGUUAAAGUUACUCCGUCAAAAUUGGAGAAAACGCAAAGUACUAUUAAAGACAGCGCGGAAAAAAGCCACGAGCAAUUCUAUAGCUUUGUUAAAAGUAGUGACGAGGAAAUCUCUGAAAAUACAGACGUAGUCAUGGAACAAAACGCCAUGGACGAAGACACGGAUAAAAACCAAUAUGCCGCAAAAACGGAUGAGGAAAACCCCCGCUCUUUUGAGUUGCAAAAAAUUUACCACCAAACAAACAAAAAGAUGAUGAUUUUAAAUCAGCAUAUCGGACCAGAAUUUUCAAGCGAUGAAAAGCAAACCCCAAUUCUGAAUCAGACAGUGAUUGAGCCAAUUAUACAUGAGUUACCGGACCAACCCAAUGAACUAACACUCCCUGAUGAAAGAACACAACCCCUACCACAGGUACAAGCACCAAAACCCACAACAGUAGAAACAGAUCCCAAACCCAUAGAGGAGGAGGAGAAAACCUCCCCUAAUAGUACUUUCUCGUUUCAAAGGAAUAAAAGAAGCCGAAGGGAUAACGCAGAAAAAGACAGAAAAAUAGAUCAAUCAAUGCCCCACCGAAAAUUAGUGCCAACCUUAGAAGGAUACCAUGUUUUAACUGAUGAAUUCGAAGAUGAAGAAAGUGAGGAAGCAAUGGAAAAAAGAAGGCAGGAAGCCAGAAAAGAAAGAAGGGACUGUAAGAAGGGUGGCACAGAGACAGCCAAUGAUACAAAUAAAAAAGAUGAGGUACAAACAAAGAAAAAGACAAAUAUGUCCCCUAUCGUGCUGGAGGGAGUCCCAGAGGACCAUAAAGGACUCACAGGGGUACUCAGCGGUAUAAUAAAAGGCAAUUUCAAUAUGAAGUAUACCAAUACCUCAACUAUAGUAUUCACAGAAAAUAAAGCAGACUACGACAAUGUUAUCAACGUCAAAAAAGAAGAAAUGGCAUACUGCACGUAUUUGAAUUUAAUAAAAACUAUAAAAUCCAUUUAA